This is a messenger RNA of Pseudomyrmex gracilis, 7225 nucleotides long. Its product is annotated as tetratricopeptide repeat protein 28. The transcript is spliced from 15 exons. The record is from RefSeq and is a predicted model, not a curated record. Bases 432 to 6644 code for a protein of 2070 amino acids. Lineage: Eukaryota; Metazoa; Arthropoda; Insecta; Hymenoptera; Formicidae. Gene Ontology annotation, molecular function: protein binding.
UAGAAGAAGCAAACAACACCGUGCCAGCAGUGCCGGCCCCGCUCUGGGCCCAACGAGGGGACCUGAGGUCACAUUCCAAGAUGGCUGUGCCUGAGGAAUGCAGUGGGUGCCCCCCUAAGACGCCUGUCUCCCUUCUUUUUUAUUAAUCGGCCCCAUUUGCCCGUUCUAGCGAAAAGAAACCCUUAUUACCGUUUGCGAAUGGUGAAACAAUGUAACGCGUGUAGACGCCGAGUGCUAUCGAGAGUUGAAGAACAACCCGAGACGAAAGGCGCCAAGACACAAGGCCUAUCGAGAAAGACAAGCAGCGAAAAAGAGAGAGAAAGAAAGAGAAGUCUCGCGCACGUUCAAAAUUCGGGGCCUGAUUUUCACAUAAGUUCGACACUCUGCAGAUGAUGCCCAUGCCAGAGGAUGCUACUAGAUCGUCUUAAGCAAUGUCUCAUAGGGAUAUCUCUGAGGUGGAGCCCGAAGGUACGUCGGCCUUGGCUGCUGGAUCUAGGACAUUAUUCCUAGAAACAGUACGCAGAAGCAAUGCGGCGUGCCAGAAUGGGGAUUACGCGCUCGCCGCUACAUUGUACACGGAAGCCCUAGUAUUGGAUCCUCUCAGUCAUGUAUUAUAUUCAAACAGAUCAGCUGCUAGGCUUAAAAUGGGAUUAUUCGCGCUCGCACUGCAAGAUGCUGUCAGAGCUACCGAGUUAAGUCCACAGUGGCCGAAGGCGUACUAUCGGCAAGGAGUAGCGCUUCAAUGCUUAGGACGUUACGGAGAAGCUCUCGUUGCAUUCAGCACGGGAUUAGCUCACGAUGCGUCGAAUCAUCAGUUGCUAUCCGGUUUAGUGGAAGCAUCUCUGAAGUCACCGCUGCGUCCUACUUUGGAACCAACGUUCCAACAGUUGCGCGCGAUGAAGCUCGACGAAUCGCCGUUCGUUGUUAUAUCUGUGGUCGGUCAGGAGUUACUCGGCGCCGGACAAUACAGAGCGGCUGCUGGUGUACUGGAAGCCGCGCUCACUAUCGGUUCGUGUAGCUUGAAAUUGAGAGGAUCCGUGUUCUCCGCUCUGUCCAGCGCGUACUGGGCGCUGAAUUCUUUGGACAAGGCAAUAAACUACAUGCAGCAAGAUCUCGGAGUAGCACGUUCUUUAGGAGACACGCAGGGCGAGUGUAGAGCCCACGGAAAUCUGGGCUCCGCGUACUUCAGCAAGGGCAGCUUCAAAGAAGCUCUGACAGCUCACAGAUAUCAACUUGUUCUGGCUAUGAAGUGUAAGGAUACGCAAGCGGCCGCGUCGGCCUUGACCAGUUUGGGACACGUUUACACGGCGAUCGGCGAUUUACCAAACGCCCUGGCUUCUCAUAAACAGUGUGUGCAAUUGGUCAAACAAAUGGGGGAUCGGCUGCAAGAGGCUCGCGAGAUCGGCAACGUCGGAGCGGUCUAUUUGGCAAUGGGAGAAUUCGAAAGUGCCGUUGACUGCCACACGCAGCAUCUGAGGAUAGCCAGACGAUUGGGUGAUCGCGUGGAAGAAGCGAGGGCUUUCAGCAACUUGGGCUCAUCUCAUCAUUAUCGUAGAAAUUUCGGACAAGCAAUGGCUUAUCACGAAAAUGUUCUGAGAAUAGCGCAGGAACUCGGAGACAGAGCUAUAGAAACCAGAGCGUAUGCGGGAUUAGGUCACGCCGCCAGAUGUGCAGGCGAUCUGGCGCAAGCUAAACUUUGGCAUCAGAGACAGCUCGAUGUCGCAUUGGCCACGAAAGACAAGGUGGCCGAGGGACGAGCUUGCAGCAAUCUGGGUAUAGUAUAUCAAUUACUCGGCGAGCAUGACGCCGCUUUGAAAUUGCACCAGGCUCACUUGGGAAUCGCAAGAUCUUUAGGAGACAAAGCCGGAAUGGGUAGAGCAUACGGUAACAUCGGCAACGCUUACAACGCUUUGGGUUAUUAUGAACAGGCUAUCAAAUAUCAUAAGCAAGAAUUGACGAUAAGCAAAGAGGUCAAUGAUCGCAGUUCGGAAGCCAGCACACACGGAAAUUUGGCGGUCGCAUAUCAGGCCGUACAGGGCCACGAAGCAGCGUUGAGACAUUACAGAGCUCAUCUGGCAAUAGCGCGUGAAUUGAAGGACACGGCUGGAGAAGCUUGCGCCUUACUGAAUCUCGCCAAUUGUCUGUCUUCACGCGGCAGAUUCGAAGAGGCAGUGCCGUAUUACGAGCACUACUUGAUGCUGUCGCAGGAAUUACACGAUGUGGAGGGAGAAGCUAAAGCGUGCCACUUCUUGGGAUACGCUCAUUAUUGCUUGGGAAAUCACCGCGAGGCGGUCAGAUACUACGAUCAGGAUUUGGCGCUAGCUAAGGACCUGCAAGAUAAAUCCGGGAUGGGAAGAGCUUAUUGCAAUCUGGGAUUAGCUCACUUGGCGCUGGAAAAUUUGGACACGGCUUUGGAAUGUCAGAAAUAUUAUUUGGCGAUCGCGCACAUGACUAAGCAUCUGGCUGGCAAGUUUCGAGCUCUAGGAAAUAUUGGUGAUUGUUUGUUGCGUAUGGGAGAGAUUGACGAAGCUAUUAAAAUGCAUCAACGUCAGUUAAAUCUGGCGCGUCAAGCUGCCGAUCGUAGUUUGGAAGCAGCCGCUUACGGCGCAUUAGGGGUCGCUCAUCGUGCUACAAAGAAUUUAGAUAAGGCAUUGGGUUUCCACACGCAAGAGUUAACUCUGAGACAAGAAGCUGGUGAUCUGCGUGGCGAAUGCAGAGCACAUGGAAAUCUGGGCGCAGUGCACAUGGCACUAGGACAAUACACGCACGCGGUUAAAUGUUAUCAGGAACAGUUGGAGAGAGCGAAAGAAUUAGCGGAUUCUGGAAUUGAAGCUCAGGCAUUGGGAAAUUUAGGCAUAGCUAGACUCAAUAUGGCACAUUAUGAAGAUGCUAUCGGUUAUUUCGAGCAACAAUUAGCAACUUUGGAGCCGCUAAUCACAGGCACGGCUUUGCUCGAUAAAGCUCGAGCACUUGGAAAUUUGGGUGACUGUUACGAAGCCUUGGGUGAUCUGGAAGAAGCAAUCAAGUGUCACGAGCAGCAACUGGCAGCCGCAACCAAGUUGAAAAGCAUAAGGGAUCAAGAGAGAGCCUACAGAGGAUUAGGAAGAGCUCGAGAGGCAACUGGAAACUUACAAGAAGCCUUGGUAUGUUUCGAAAAGAGAUUAGUGGCUGCUCAUGAAGUGGACAGCCCUGAAGCGAGAGGAGCUGCUUACGGAGAUCUAGGCAGAGUACACGCUGCGUUGGGUAAUCACGAACAAGCCGUUAGUUGUUUGUCACAUCAACUAGCUCUUGCACGAGGACUCGGCGAUAAAGCGGCCGAAGCCGAAGCCGCCAGUGGUCUAGGAGCGGUUCAUCUUUUAAUGGACGAUCCGAAUUCCGCGUUACGCCAUCAUCAAUUGGAACUGUCGAUCGCUGAAGGCUUGGACGCGGCUGGAUUGCAAGCUCGCGCUUGCGCUAAUCUGGGAGUGACCCAAGAAACAUUGGGACAGUAUGAAGAAGCUAUAAGAUUGCAGGAACAAUCGUUAAGCCUGGCAGCCGCGGCAGGAGAUCAAUCGGCUCGAGCGGCAGCUUUCGCAAGUCUCGGGCGACUUCAUCACUUGUGCGGCGACUUGUCUCGCGCUCUAAGUUACUUGCAAUCCGGUUUGUCACUGUCCGAGGGUUUGGGAAGAAGAGAAGAGGCCGCCAGAUUGAGACACAGACUCGGUCUUGUACAUUGGGAGGCCGGAGAAGCGAGCAUCUCUGUGGAACACUUGGAAAAGGCUGCGAACUUGUUGGAAUCGCUAGACGGAGCUUCUGUGUCUCUCACUUGCGGCCAACCUAGCCGGGCCGAGUUACUAUCGGAAACGUAUAGAAUGUUACAGAAAGUGCUGAUCAGUUUAAAUCGCGCGGAAGAAGCUUUAAAUUGGGCCGAGAGAUCUAGACGGUCUAAGAGUAAUUCUUUAGACGACGCUACUCACUAUUCCGAAAUCAUUGAUAGACAACGCGGAAUUAUCUUAUAUUACAGCGAGGUGGGAUGUGAAUUACACGCUUGGUGCUUGGCGCCAGGACGUGGAUUGUUACGAUUUCAUUCUGCCACCUUGGACGACGGAGUAGGACUGGAAAAGAGAGUUCUUCAAGCACGAGAAGCUCUUUUGGACGAGAGCAACGAACUUAUUGAGGAAUCGACUAAGAUCCCAUCGAGAGGUCAUCACUUAAAUGCCAGUUCUUACAGUUUGAGCAGUUUGUUUAGUGUUGGUUCUGUGAGUUCUCGCGCUGGGAGUGCUCGUUGGGGCCGUGGAGCGAAGGGACCCACGUGGCAGGCGCCGUUGCCGAUACAGAUGCUUUAUGAUCUUUUACUUGCACCUUUUGAAGAUUUACUACCGCUCCCGCGAAAGGAACUCAUUAUGGUUGUGGAGAAAUCUCUUUACUUGGCGCCAUUCCCAGCUUUACAGUCUAAUCCGGGAGAGGAUUACCUGUGCGAAAGAUUCUCCCUGCUGGUAGUGCCGUCCCUCGCAGCUCUCAGAAAAAGAUCGAAAACUCCCGUACUAGAAGGUGGUGCUACCGUAGCCGCAUUGGUUGCCGGAAAUCCCAUUCUGCCAGAAGAUGUUCGAGAGGAAUACGGAUGGUCCGAAAGUGUCGCUUCCACCGAGACUGAGUCGGAAAUAGUUGCCGAAUUGUUAGAAGCCCGUGCCAUGACCGGACUCGAAGCUAACAGAUCAGCGGUUUUGCGAUCUCUACCGGAUGCUGAAUGCGUCCAUUUGACGGUGCCGGUCUUCUGGAACACCAGCAGCCUAGCGUUUUCACCCGAUCAGUGCGAAGAACCGUCCGACAGACCGGAGUACCUGAUAAGCCAAACGGACUUGGUGAGACUGAAAAUGUCAGCUCGUCUAGUAGUCGUGUCCAGCGGUCACGGUUGGAACAACGUGGAGUGCACAAACGCCACGUCGGACGGCAUAGAGAAUCUUGCCAAGACUUUGUUAAGCGCGGGAGCGCAGUGCGUGCUGAUAGGAAUGUGGGCAGUACCACCAACUGCCGGUAGUAUUUUGUUGCGAGCAUUUUACAGCGCGAUGCUACAAGGAGCGAGAGCGUCACGAGCCUUAGCCGAAGCGAUGCAGACCGUUCAACAUACUAGGCACUUCGCUCAUCCUGCCAACUGGGCCGGUUGGUUACUCAUAGGCGGAGACGCAAGAUUAUCUAACAAGGUUGCACUUAUGGGCCAAGCACUGGCGGAAUUGCUACGCGGCGGACCUGAACAGAGCAGAGAUGCGCUGCGAGUGACGCUUCAUUUAGUGGAGAAAUCACUACAGAGAAUUCAUCGCGGACAGAAGAACGCCAUGUAUACGACUCAGCGUAGUAUCGAGAAUAAAGUAGGCGCUGCUACAGGUUGGCGGGAACUUCUGAUGUCCGUGGGAUUCAGAUUCGAACCAGCUGGCAACGGAAUACCAUCCUCCGUGUUCUUUCCACAAAGCGAUCCCGAAGAAAGAUUGACGAGAUGCAGUGCCAGCUUGCAAGCGUUAUUAGGAUUAGGUCAAUCAUCGUUACAUGCUUUAGCAAGGCUUUUACAGGCACCAGAAGCUGCAGAAGAUGUAAUUGCUGCCAUGAGAAGAGCCAGUUGUGCCACAGAAGGACAAGAAAUUAUUUUACCUGUACACGUUUGGAGGGCAUCGGGGUCACAUGAAUUGUUUGCUAGUUUAGGUUUCGAUUUGAUGGAGGUCGGACAAUCGGAAGUGACAUUGAGAACAGGAAAACAAGCUUCGCGUAGAGCUGUACAAUUUGCUCUUCAAGCUCUUCUCGCGUUGUUUGAUACACAAGAAGCACCAAAAAGUCUCAGCUUAGAUUCCAGCAGUUCGAUGGAGAGUUUAGCCUCCGUGGCUCAUACCGAAAAGAAUCUUGUUGAACGGCCUCGAUUGGGAGGAGCGUUCGCGAGUUAUGUACGACAUCGCGGCGAACCAGAUGGAAAAACCAUGGAACCACCGAAUGUUUUGUUGUCAGCAUCACGACAACCGUGUCAAAAUGGUGGAGGCGAAUCGGACGUGGCGUUCACACCCAGUCCUCCUGUAGCACUUAAUCUGAACCAUCAGACGCGUAUUCGGAAUCUUUAUCCCGAUCAGACUCUAGCAAGACCGGGCUCAAGUUCAAGCAGUUCGGUGACAGAUUGGGACAACGGACAUGCCACUGUGUUGAGGCGUCAACCAUUACCGCCGCUGCCGCCCACUGUGCUGGAGAGAUUAAGCGUUAGAACGGAAGUCGGCACAAGCACAAGGAAGAUGCGACAUACUUCGACGACAAAUGAAGACAUCUGCGCGCAGACCGACACGACGCAAUCCACAGAGACACACCCACAAAACUUGAGAAACCUGGCUACCUCCCUGACAAGUCUAACGCGCGAGCUUACACCCACAAUCUCCGAGGUCUAUCACGAACGUAGCUUGGGAUUAGGUCUAGCGCCGUCUUUGUCGAAAUUACUGGAGGAAGUGGGCACCGUACCCGAGAACGAGGAGUCAGAGUCGACAAAAACAGGCGGUCACCAGACGCAAAAUUGGAUACAGAACGAGCCGGAUCUCUGUCGGCGAGACGAGGCUGACGGUAGAUCCAUCGCCGAGUCGCAGUGCAGUGCCGCUAGUUCGAAUAAAAUACCUCGAAAAGCUCCUGCGCCACCGGUAUAGAUAAAAAAAUUUUAUAUUUAUAAAUUAAAACACAUUUAUGUGUACAAUUGUGUGUUUGUGUGUGUAUGUGUGGAGAGAGAAAGAGAGAGAGAGAGAGAGAGUACUGGGCACCAAAGAAUGAGGGAGCAUGGGAAAAAUUGGAUUGUUGCUGCAAAUGUUUGCUAUAGCAAAACUAGCAGAAAAUAAUCUCGACGAAUAGUAAAUAAUAAAGCGCAAGUACGUGUCAACUUGAACUUGCGGAUUUUGAACUAAAAUACUCGCAGAAAAAUAUAUUAAUUAGAUGCAUUUUUAGAAGCAUUUCGAGUUUGCUUUUUGUACAUAUUGAAGCUUGUACGUGAGUUCUAUUAUGCACACACACAAGAAUGAGAUAAUCUCGUUAAUAUAUAUUUGUAUUCAAAUAAUAAUGUUCAGUGUAAUCCGUCCAUAAACAUUUACUUAUUAACAUUUACAAUAUUAAUUAUCAAAACUAGCAAAAACUUUUUUUUUUAUAUUUAUCCACAUACGUAAAUAUUACAUAGUUAAUGUGACUAUUUUGACUGUCACGGUUCUUAUGCGUUCUAAUAAUUAUUUAACAAAAAAAA